Molecule: messenger RNA, 684 nt
Organism: Recurvomyces mirabilis
Lineage: Eukaryota; Fungi; Ascomycota; Dothideomycetes; Mycosphaerellales; Teratosphaeriaceae
Exons: 2
Coding region: 1-684 (227 amino acids)
Source: RefSeq, a predicted model, not a curated record
AUGAACCCAAAGAUGCUGACCAUUGACUAUAGCUACCGUGGUCACAAGAUCGUUUCACAUGACGGUCUAAACUACGGAUAUGGUCUGACGCACUUCUUCAUGCCACGACUUCACUUCGGUGGUGUGAUCGUUGGUAAUUCCAGCGACGCCAAUGACAUUGCAGCGAUUGUCUCCAGGGAAUUCAUAGACCAGGUCCUGAAAGUGUCACAAGACGAACGUCCAGAUUGGAACCAGCAAUUUCACGAUGAUGUCGAGCGUGAUAUCGAGGAGGAAAAGAAGAGGGUGGAAGAUCUCAAGGAAGAAUUGCGCUCAGGCGGAAACGGCGAGCUGGAGCAGAAGAGGUCACUAUCAACUUAUACUGGCCGUUACUGGAACGAAGGAUAUAAAGCCAUGAAGGUCGAGAUCACGGGGAACCAGCUCUACAUCGAUGCCAGUGAUCGGUCAAUGGGCUUCUUCUUGACCUUUGAGCAUAUCUGCGAUCAGACGAAGUAUGUCGUCCACCUGAGCGAUUUUGUUGAAGGAGGCGAUACCCAGAUGGCAGCGGAGUUCGUGUUCGAGGGUGCGAAGGUGGUGAAGUUGGGACUGAAAAUAGAGGAAGAUCUCGAUGAGAUGAUAUGGUUCGACAAGGUACCCCAACCUUUCAAGAUGGGAACACGAUCCCUCGUAUACCUACUGACCCCUUAG